AUGAGUAAGUUUAUUUGCAACAAGUUAGCUGGUAUUUAUUGGCCUAAGCAACCUCUGGACGACAUAUCCAUCAGAAUCAAGCUGAAAUGCAGAGAAGGUAUUUCAGCGUUGCCAAAAUUCGAAGACUACAAAGACAAAUCGAACGAAGAAAAUCUAAAUAAACUAGAUAACAAUAUAAUUGAAGAACAUGACUUUCGGUGGCAAAACAAAGUUUUCAGCAAUUGGGAAUAUCAAAAAUAUUCCGAUGUUUACAACUGCAAUUCAGAAACAGAACUAAAAUAUCAUGAUCGGUUAAAACAACCUUAUAAUUACGAAUGCAAAAAAGUGUUUUCUUACAUCCAUGAAGAUUAUUAUUUACCUUUGCCUGUCACCAGUGAAAAAAAAGUUGGAAAAGCUAUAGUUUCAAUAGGAGAUUGCUUCAAUCGUUUGAAUUUAGAAGAUAUUGGAAGUGACGGUGAUAUAUCCAGUUCAAUGAAGCAUUUGUUAAGGAGUGAAGAGAAUAUGUCCUCAUAUGAGGAGCGAUGGAUAGCUAUGCAUAUUGUUCUGGACAGUUCGGAGUAUAAUGAGGACUCCCAACUUCUGUUCAAGGAAGAACACAUACUAGUCUCGUUAUAUCAUAAUGUAACAUACAAUUAUCUUAUAGUGACCCCUAAUGUAAACGACAUAGAGUUCAAUGCAUACUGCGUUGAGAACCAGCCAGAGAUUGAGUACGGAGUGGAGAUUGAGUUUGGAGAAGAGAAUAGCGCAGAGUUAGAAGAGUUAUUAAACAACCUUCUAAAGAAGUGGGAAAAGCAACAGAAGAAGCUAUUAAGCUUUGUGAUGCCCCCUCUUGGUCGCAAAAAUUACUUUGUGACAUUCGAGAUUAUUUCAGCAAUGGAUUUCGAUAUGGACAACUUAUAUAUAGAGUUCCAUAUAAAGAUAUCAGAUGACCUGCAAUGCAAUGGCGACUUGCGCGGCCGCACUCACAUCAGCAAACAUUUGACCACUGAGAAGUACGAGUGGAAAUACGGACAUACUGUGGAAUUGGAGCUGGAAUGUGCUACGGGGAUAGAACCGGUUCCUAUAAAGAUCUAUCUAGAAGCGAUAUCGGUUGAUUGGUGGGGCCGUCACCGCACUGAAGGAUACAGUUAUCUCCCUCUCUCCUUGGAGCCGGGGGAACAUACGCGACAUCUAUCCUGCUCUCGCCCGGAAGAGUUAGACACAGUAAAAGCAAACAAUCGAAGAUUUUUUGUUGGCGGGUGUCAUUUGAUCAAAGAUUUGGACGUUUUGGCCAAUCCUCAAUUGCACAACGCCAACUUCAGAUAUACAGAGACAGGCUCUAUCUCCGUCCGUUGGAGGACUAUCUCUCAAUCUCGCUCCCCCGGCGCCGCCUGCUUCGCCCCGUCCCCCUCCACCGCGGGGUCCUCCACAGCCUUGCUGAGUGGAGCGGAAGCAGUGCUGCGACAGUACAGGAAGGCCAAGGCAACGCUGGCCGCCGCUACGAGUAGCGUGCCGGAACACAUGCAUUCAAAGGACGGGUAGACGAUAAGCAGUGGCGUGAAUCAGUAAGAGUUAUAAAAAACUUUAGGUUAGGCUUUGUGAGAAUUACAAAAAAGCCUAACCUUAAAUAUUUAUAACUCCUACUGGAGAUUUUCUUCAUUUUAUAUAAUCUGCAUACCCACUAUGUACGCCACUGACUAUAAGUAUAAGAGCGUAGCGACCUUGAACUUUUCAGCCUGUUUACGGCAUACUGCUGAGCAAAAGGCUCCUAGAAGACGCGCCUUGGAAAAAGCUCUCUGGCGCAACGGUGAAUUUAAGCAGUAGGUCUGGUGUUCGACUCGCGGCUGGAGAAUAUGGGAAUUUAUAAUUUCAGAAUUUUUUUCUGGUCUGG
This is a messenger RNA of Pararge aegeria (speckled wood butterfly), 1870 nucleotides long. RefSeq names its product Meckel syndrome type 1 protein (gene Mks1). The transcript is spliced from 7 exons. Gene Ontology annotation, biological process: cilium assembly. The record is from RefSeq and is a predicted model, not a curated record. Lineage: Eukaryota; Metazoa; Arthropoda; Insecta; Lepidoptera; Nymphalidae. Gene Ontology annotation, cellular component: MKS complex. The coding region runs from base 1 to 1521 and encodes 506 amino acids.